Messenger RNA from Cololabis saira (Pacific saury), 2647 nucleotides. RefSeq names its product G1 to S phase transition 1 (gene gspt1). The record is from RefSeq and is a predicted model, not a curated record. The coding region runs from base 229 to 1968 and encodes 579 amino acids. Gene Ontology annotation, biological process: translation. Lineage: Eukaryota; Metazoa; Chordata; Actinopteri; Beloniformes; Belonidae. The transcript has 14 exons. Gene Ontology annotation, cellular component: translation release factor complex. Gene Ontology annotation, molecular function: GTP binding; GTPase activity; translation release factor activity.
CCCCUAGCGGCGGCCGCAGGACGUGCAGCGGCACCACCUCGCGUCAGCUACGGGCUCCAUAUGCUUCCCGAGCACCAGGCGUAGAAAGAUAUGGGAACUUCCCCAAACCUGCUGCUAAGAGUCUGAAACACACCAGCAACUAACCGCGUCUUAACGGAACUACCCCAGCACCGCCACCCCCCCCUCGGCGCGGCGGCGCAGCGCGGUUCAGCCCCGGGAGAAGCGGCCAUGGACCCGAGAGACACAGCCCCGGAUUCAUGGGAGCUGGAGGAGGACAGCGAGGCCCCGGCUCCCGCGGCGGGGCUCCCCUCCGCCUUCGCCGCACUCAACGUGAACGCCAAGCCGUUUGUCCCCAACAUCAACGCCCCGGUUUUCGUGCCCAGCUUCCUGCAGGCUUCGGGCGGCACCCCUGACCCAGCUGCUAACAUGGAGGUGGCGGACACCAGCGCUCCUGUCGAGAAUGGAAACACAGAGGCAGACAUGAGCACAGAGGAGGAGACGUGGGAGCAGAAGGAGGAGCCUGGGGGAGGCGAAGGAGGUGGAACACAGGAAGAGCUGGAGAUGGGAGGGACCUGUGAGGAGGGGAAGGCCAUAGGAAAGGAGGAAGAGGAGAUGAUGGAGGAGGAAGAGGAGGAGAUGCCCAUACCUAAAGUGGCUCCUCCGCCACCUGAUGCCCCCAAGAAAGAGCAUGUGAACGUGGUUUUCAUCGGUCACGUAGAUGCUGGCAAAUCCACCAUUGGAGGACAAAUCAUGUACCUAACUGGAAUGGUGGACAAACGCACCCUGGAAAAAUAUGAAAGAGAAGCGAAAGAGAAGAACAGGGAGACUUGGUACCUAUCGUGGGCUCUGGACACAAAUCAGGAGGAGAGAGACAAGGGGAAGACGGUCGAGGUUGGGAGAGCUUACUUUGAGACAGAGAAGAAACAUUUCACCAUCCUGGACGCUCCCGGACACAAGAGCUUUGUCCCCAACAUGAUCGGCGGGGCGUCACAAGCUGACUUGGCAGUUCUGGUGAUUUCAGCAAGGAAGGGGGAGUUUGAGACUGGAUUUGAAAAGGGUGGACAGACGCGAGAGCAUGCCAUGCUGGCUAAAACAGCGGGUGUCAAGCAUCUCAUUGUUCUGAUCAACAAAAUGGAUGAUCCCACUGUCAACUGGAGCUUAGAAAGGUAUGAGGAAUGUAAAGAGAAGCUGGUGCCAUUUCUGAAGAAGGUGGGCUUCAACCCGAAGAAGGACAUCCACUUCAUGCCUUGCUCUGGACUCACCGGUGCCAACCUCAAAGACCCCGUACCCGAAUGCACCUGGUACACGGGUUUGCCAUUUAUCUCCCACCUGGACAGUUUGCCAAACUUCAACAGAUCAAGCGACGGGCCGGUCAGACUACCCAUCGUUGACAAAUACAAGGAUAUGGGCACCGUCAUCCUUGGAAAACUGGAGUCUGGAUGCAUCGGUAAAGCCCUGCAGCUGGUCAUGAUGCCAAACAGGCAUACAGUCGAGGUAUUGAGCCUGCUCAGCGACGACGUGGAGACGGAUGAUGCAGCUCCUGGGGAGAACCUGAAGCUGAGGCUGAAGGGAAUAGAGGAGGAAGAGAUCCUCCCUGGGUUCAUCCUCUGCAGCCCUGACAACCUCUGCCACUCUGGUCGCACCUUUGAUGCCCAGAUUGUCAUCAUUGAGCACAAAUCAAUCAUUUGUCCUGGAUACAAUGCUGUCCUUCACAUCCACACCUGCAUCGAAGAAGUACAAAUCUCAGCCUUAAUUUGUCUGGUUGACAAGAAGACCGGAGAAAAAAGCAAAACUCGACCUCGCUUCGUGAAGCAGGAUCAGGUGUGUAUCGCCAGGCUCCGAGCAGCGGGAACCAUCUGCUUAGAGACCUUCAAAGACUUCCCUCAGAUGGGAAGAUUCACCCUGCGAGAUGAAGGCAAAACUAUCGCCAUCGGCAAGGUGCUGAAGCUGGUACCAGAAAAGGACUAACUGCACCAGAACCAGCACACAGAGUUUUUUUUCCCACUCGUUACCAGAGGACAAAGCGCUGCCAGAGCCGACCCAAACAGCUAACUCUCUCUCUUUACACACAACUUUGCUGAAGAGAAGAACAAUGACGACGAGGAAGGAGGACGGAGAAUUCAAAUCAGCUCAAAUGAAGAAAACAAGACUGAAUCAGUUUUUAUGAUGAACAUUAUAAAAUGAGAGACCAAGUCCGGUGUGUCAGCUUUCUCAUAUUGAGAGCUCAGCUAUGCCACUAAUGUAGCUACAUGUCCCCCAUCGUUACUCCCAGGGCCAAGCUCGCUGUUGGCAGCCCACACUCUUUGUUUUUUGUUUUUAGAAUGAAGAUGGUUGCAGUGCUAAUGAGUUUUGGAGAGAGAAAAGAAGAUUUCAUUAUCCUUCAAAACACCAGAGUUAGCUUGUAAUUAUAUUAGUCAGAGUGCACCCCUCCUCCUUUCAACAUUGGGGAUAGUAUUGCACUGGACGUUUAAUUUGGCUUUAAAGAUUGCUGUACCAAAAUGUUACGUUUGGUCUCUCUCUACUGAGAUGUUUAAUUGAACUGAGCUUACUGGAUGAUCCAAGGUUAAAGUCGCUCACACAGACACACACAGCUGUUACAUAAUCGAAACUGAAAAUAAAUGAUCAAGCUGAGAAAAUGAUGUAUUUC